Molecule: messenger RNA, 951 nt
Organism: Puma concolor (puma)
Lineage: Eukaryota; Metazoa; Chordata; Mammalia; Carnivora; Felidae
Gene: TYMS
Product: thymidylate synthetase
Biological process (GO): dTMP biosynthetic process
Cellular component (GO): mitochondrion; cytosol
Molecular function (GO): thymidylate synthase activity
Source: RefSeq, a predicted model, not a curated record
AUGCCCGCUCCCGGCUCCGAGCUGCAGCGCCCGCCGGCGCAGCCCGCCGAGCAGAAGCGGGGCGCCGAACCGCAGCCGCAGCCGCCACCCCACGGGGAGCUGCAGUACCUGGGGCAGGUGGAGCACAUCCUGCGCUGCGGGUUCCAGAAGGAUGACCGCACCGGCACCGGCACGCUGUCGGUGUUCGGCAUGCAGGCGCGCUACAGCCUGAGAGAUGAAUUUCCUCUACUGACAACCAAGCGUGUAUUCUGGAAGGGUGUUUUGGAGGAGUUGCUGUGGUUUAUCAAGGGAUCUACAAACGCUAAGGAACUGUCAUCCAAGGGAGUGAAAAUCUGGGAUGCCAAUGGGUCCCGAAACUUCUUGGACAGCCUAGGAUUCUCCAACAGAGAAGAAGGGGAUUUAGGCCCAGUUUAUGGCUUUCAGUGGAGGCAUUUUGGGGCAGAAUACAAAGAUAAGGAUUCAGAUUAUUCAGGUCAAGGAGUAGAUCAACUGCAAAAGGUGAUUGACACAAUCAAAACCAACCCCAAUGACAGAAGAAUCAUCCUGUGUGGUUGGAAUCCAAAAGAUCUUCCUCUGAUGGCCCUGCCUCCGUGCCAUGCUCUUUGCCAGUUCUACGUGGUGAACGGGGAACUGUCCUGCCAGCUGUACCAGAGGUCAGGAGACAUGGGCCUGGGUGUACCCUUCAACAUCGCCAGCUACUCCCUGCUCACCUACAUGAUCGCACACAUCACAGGCCUGAAGCCAGGUGACUUCAUACAUACUUUGGGAGAUGCGCAUAUUUACCUGAAUCACAUUGAACCGCUAAAAAUGCAGCUACAGCGAGAACCAAGGCCUUUCCCAAAGCUCAGAAUCCUUCGAAAAGUUGAGACAAUUGAUGACUUCAAGGCUGAAGACUUUCAGAUUGAGGGGUACAAUCCUCACCCCACUAUUAAAAUGGAAAUGGCUGUUUAA